Molecule: messenger RNA, 5963 nt
Organism: Etheostoma cragini (Arkansas darter)
Lineage: Eukaryota; Metazoa; Chordata; Actinopteri; Perciformes; Percidae
Gene: pth1r
Product: parathyroid hormone 1 receptor
Exons: 13
Coding region: 1097-2707 (536 amino acids)
Biological process (GO): adenylate cyclase-activating G protein-coupled receptor signaling pathway; cell surface receptor signaling pathway; intracellular calcium ion homeostasis
Cellular component (GO): plasma membrane
Molecular function (GO): G protein-coupled peptide receptor activity; parathyroid hormone receptor activity; peptide hormone binding
Source: RefSeq, a predicted model, not a curated record
ACGACCAGCCGCCUGCCACAUCUGGAGACGCUUCCUAACACGAGAAACUUCAACUUUUGCGUUUACUCUGAGCAGAAACACUCAGGCGUUCGCGACCUGUCAGUCCGUCAGGGAUAAUUUGGCUUUCUCGUGAUAGUAAGUAGAUUCUUGAAGCCAAGUUGGCGUUUCUCUCUUUUUCUGAGCUUUUUUACAUCCCCAUGGCUAAACAGUCCGUUUGCGAGUUUCAUUGAGUGUGAUGCUGAGUUAAUUGCCACGCUAGAUUGUAUAAUUAUAACUGGAACGUGAUUUCUGGGAAUAACACAAAAAAGACACAUUUUGUGCCUUCAUGAGUAAAAAAGAAGGACAGGGAACCGCAGCAGUACGUUAAGAGAUUCACGCAAACAAAUCUAUAAAGGGUAUGUAAUUUCACGUCUAAUCUGUCACGAGAUUAUUUAUUUUUUUCAUCGUUAAAUGUUUAAAGUAUCCUAAACCCUGUCCGAGAGCACAGCUGCUGAUCCACUGCCGCCUGACACGAGCCUACACGACUGCGUUGAAGGUGACAUAAGUCAGAGGGAAUCAAAUUGUGCAAUUCAACAGCGACUUGUGAGAGAGUGAUACCUUUCUGGCUUAUUUGUGUCCCACACUGAUCUAACAUUUUGGAAGGGUGAGCUGGAAUAAGCCAUAAGGCGCACAGCUCCAUACUGAAGUGUUUAAGUUAGUCUGAGGGGAAAUUUAAAAGACCUAAAAAUACAGCGUUGGUUUCUUCCCUACAAAGAAUCAUUUGAACUUCCCACCGCAGAGCGAGAGCGACAUAAAUAGUUCUGACAUGUGGAUGUAAUUUCCGAAGAGGAAAAAAGACAGAUGCAGAGAAAUAAAGAGAGCGGGCUGAGCCUGAGCAUAUAGAUUAUAGGAAAUUAAAUCGAGGGCACAGCGUGGCGAUUACACAGUUAUGAUUUCACAAGCCGCCGUAAGCAUCGAUAGGCCAGAUGGAGUGAAAAAACACAACGCGUUCCACUUUGAAGAGAGUUAAGUAGAUUACAUUAUUUUAUCUGAGCAUCAUCAGUGCCUGUUUGAGCCCCGCAAGGACUUUUGGAGGUAGAGUUGCAUCAAGUCAGGGAUGGGAUCCGCUCUGCUGCUCCACAAUCUGGACUUUCUUCUUAUCUCACUACUCAGCGGUUUAUGCCUGGCUUUCGCAGAUGAUGUGCUUACAAAAGAUGAACAGAUAGGCCUGUUGGUCAGAGCCAAACGGAAGUGCGAGGGCAACAUUAAGUCAAGGCACAAGGUUCAUGAUGGUUACUGCUCACCAGAGUGGGACGGCAUUGUUUGUUGGCCUGAAGGGCCCCCGGGAAAGCUUGUAUCCACCUCCUGUCCAGAGUAUAUCCAUGACUUCAACCAUAAAGGACUAGCAUACCGUCGGUGUGACAACAACGGAACGUGGGAACUGGCCACAACCAACAAGACAUGGGCCAAUUAUAACGAAUGUACAAAAUUCUUCUACCAUUACAACCACAGCCAUGAAAAGGACGUCUUUCACCGUCUGUAUCUCAUCUACACAGUUGGGUAUUCCAUCUCUCUGGGAUCACUCAUGGUGGCUGUGGUCAUCUUGGGAUAUUUCCGACGAUUACACUGCACCAGGAACUACAUCCACAUGCACUUAUUUGUGUCCUACAUGCUAAGAGCUAUCAGUAUUUUUGUCAAAGAUGUUGUGCUCUACUCUGGAUCGGCCUUAGAGAACAUGGAAAGAGCAACAGUGGAAGACCUCAAGUCCAUCACUGAGGCUCCACCAGCCAACAAAACACAGUUUAUCGGCUGCAAGGUGGUUGUGACCUUGUUCUUGUACUUUCUGGCAACCAACUACUACUGGAUCCUUGUUGAGGGUCUGUACCUCCACAGCCUCAUCUUCAUGACCUUCUUCUCAGACAGAAAGUAUUUAUGGGGAUUUACUCUGAUUGGAUGGGGAGUACCAGCUAUGGUUGUGACAGUUUGGGCAACUAUGAGAGCCACGUUUGCAGACACAGAGUGUUGGGACUUAAGUGCGGGCAAUUUGAAAUGGAUAUAUCAAGUGCCUAUCCUAGCGGCUAUAGUGGUUAAUUUUAUGUUAUUUCUGAACAUCAUCAGAGUCUUGGCAACUAAACUACGAGAAACAAAUGCUGGAAGGUGUGACACAAGACAACAGUACAGAAAACUGUUGAAGUCCACAUUGGUGCUGAUGCCACUCUUUGGUGUUCACUACAUCAUAUUCCAUGCCAUGCCAUAUACAGAGGUGUCUGGAGUUCCAUGGCUGAUACAGAUGCACUAUGAGAUGCUGUUCAACUCUUUCCAGGGAUUCUUGGUUGCAAUAAUAUACUGCUUUUGCAAUGGGGAGGUCCAAGCUGAGAUUAAAAAGUCCUGGAGCAGGAGAACUCUGGCCCUGGACUUCAAAAGAAAAGCUCGGAGCGGCAGCAACACUUACAGCUAUGGGCCUAUGGUAUCAAACACCAGUGUUACCAAUGUCACUGCCAGAGGGCCGCUGGCCCUCCACCUCACCACAAGGCUGGGACCAGCGCCUGUGAACGGACACAGGAACCUCCCCGGGUACGUGAAGAACGGCUCUGUCUCUGAGAACUCUAUACCCUCCUCGGGACAGGAGCUUCACAUUCCUGAUGAGGACCAUUCGGCUCAUACACGGCCCUGCGAGAAGGAGAAACCCUCCCCUGUGGUGGAAGAGGAGAGGGAGACAGUCAUGUGACCUCCAUGCCGCUGUGUUUAGGGAUGAAAACUGAAAAACAAAACCAAUCAUGAAACAAUCUCAGGGCCGUCUGAAGGGAACGGCUGAAUGCAUUAACACUGCCAGUUUUUUCUCCUGUGAAUCAAGCCAGAAUAUUGCCGACAGAUGAGGCUCACGGCAAAAGGGUGUUUCACUUUUGUGAGCUGGGCCACCUUUACUUGAGAGAUGAUGAACCUCAUUGUUGUGGAAAAACACUCUUUUUGUCACCAAACACCUGCCACGAUGAAUGUGUAAAAGGAUAAAAACAGACUGCCGUUUUUUUGUUUUUCUUUUCCACUGCCAUAACUGUUACGUUGUUUUCUGUUUGCUUCUUUUUUGUGCACCGCUUUUGUGCAUAAACCAUGGGGUUAGGUAGAGUAGUUGCAAGGAACAGCCUUAAUUAUCUCCUAUGUAAAGCCAGGUGGAUUCUGAGUGCACUUAGUCACACAUGUGUGGGCAAUGUAAUCAGCAAGUAUUUGGAUUAAGUCAGCGUGAGUAGACUAAUUCUAGGCUCAUGUUUAAAAAAAAAUGCAAUGCUACUAUUUCAGGGCAUUUGUUCAUGCUUUCUAGCAUGGCAUCUCAUUUGUUCUAAAUUGACUUAAAUCCACUUCAGUGUAAAAGGGAAGGUACUCAGGUAAUUGAAGUCCUCAUUUGUUGCACACCAGGUUUUUGCUAUACUUUUAAAGUGGUGUUUUAGCACAGUCAGCAUUUCUCUGAGGGUGUUGAUAUGUAAUAUAAGUCUAUGUUAAAUAUUCUUUUUUUCAAAAUGUUGUACAGUUUCUGCUUUAGAAAAAAAAACAGUAUCAGCUCUCUAAUUACAACAGAUUUCAAAGAGUUCAAAUGAAUGUUUCAUAUUCAAAUUUUCUCAAAAAAUACCCUCUCUCUCUCUCUCUUUCUUUCUCUCUCUCGCACACACGCACGCACACACACACACACACAAAUGCUGCCAAAGUAAGAAUAUCUUUUGGAGACUGUCUCUUUCUUUGGGUUCAGUGUUAGUUGAGCUUAAAAAGAAAUGUAUGGAAAUCUGUCAAAACCAGUAUCCUAUGUUACCACAGUCAAGUUUUUUAAGGUUGAGAACCCAGUUAAAAACACAGGAAACAGUCAUGUAUUCCAGUGGAAUGUUAAUUAAAUGAGGAUUCCAAGAAAAUCUCAUAUUCCAUUGAAACUCCAAGAGUGACGUUUGUGGUAGAUAUGAAGUAAAACCCAGACGUGAACAACACACAGUAAUUCUUUCAGAUGGUCCAGUGUUUCGCUGCUUUCGAUGUGUAUAUACAAGUCACAAUGUUUACAAAGAUCGGAAAUACAUUCUAAUCAAGAGCUAAUAGUGUUCAUGUGUACGAAUAUGUUUUAAAGCUGUUUCAGUGUUGUUGUUUUUUUUCAUGUAUAUGUGUAUGGAAUAUUUGGUUAUGUAUAUAGUCCAAAACAAAACUGGUGAAUAUAUUUGCAGAUGACGGAGGGCAUUCAAACUAGCAUUUAAUGAAGCCUUUCACUACAUAUUUUAAAAUAUCAUCCGUUAUAUCAAAGAGAAAGUGCUUAAAAUCCUGCCAGUGAAAAGGUUAAUGUAGCAUUUAUUUUUCUAUUUUUAUCCACCAUCUUGUUUACAGUGACCAAAAAUUCUUAAAGUUGCAGUAAAACUCUCUUACCAAACAAAAAAGAAUUUUGCUACUGGUGUAGUUAGUGUUGGAAAAUGUCAAGAUAAAAGUGUUGAAAUAGUGCAACCACACAUUUCUUUAGAAAUACAGCAGUGAGGCAAAUGAGAAAACUAUGCACACACUCAAUGGACCAAGUUCAUUCAUAUCAAAGGCACUUUUGUUGCUCUACUUGGAUUUUUGAUCUGAAGUGUUAAAAUAGUAGUUAUUUGGUUUGAACUAAUAUUUCUGAUAGAAUUGUGAUUUAGAUCCCAGUCAGCUAAAUGAAGAUUUACCUCACAUUAAUUUCAAUAUGUGACCAAAGCGAAUAUUUGUGGUGGGGUGUAGCAGUGUUAUCCCGCAUUAAUUUGCUCUCUUAGCCCAUCUGCUGUUGUGUUCCUUUGGUGACUUCACACUGACUGAAUUAUGCUCCCAAUACCCUGAUAGCCAGUUCUUCUCCAUCUGAUGCUAGAUCCACUGAGGUGUAUGCUUUGACUCAGUUUUUAAAGGUUAAAGCCUGGUCUGUUCCAGUUUGUACUGCCUACAAAUCCGGCAAAUGUAUAUAGAUAGCACUAACAUUUGAGUCUAUGUUUACAUAGAUGUAGACAACUUUACAAACUCUCCACAGCUUUUCCAUUUAGCAGAUGUUUAAAGGAUAAUGCUGGUAAUGUCCUAUAGGUUUCUCAUUGUCAACAAAUCCCAUGAUCCCAAAUACCAAAACAAACACUAAACUGACUUGAGUGCCAUAUGCCUCUAUUUUGGCUCAAAACCUAUUAAUUACAAUGUAAUACAAGAAGAAGUGGGCACUGUAGUUUAUUUUGAAUCAAUCUCACAAACACCUGGGUCCUGGGUGCCAAAUGGGUAAUAAUCAGCAGCUCCAAAUUGUCCCCAACAGAUGUGCAGUUCAUGUUUGAGUGGCGUUUGCUAAAUGCUGCCCGUGCUCUGGUGUUUAUUCAAAAUAUGUAGGCUUUAAAAAAAAUUAAAACAUUAACAUGUUCGAAAUUGUUUUUUAAGAUGUGGAAAAAAUUAGUUUUCAAAUAAGAGAAAAGGCGCCAUAGGAAAGUACAGAGAGAUUACAGACAUACAGACAUUGAUGGUUUGGGUAUUUUCUUGGCAUUUCUUGGCAAUAACCAAAAUAUAGAGCAUUAUGGACUAAUUAGCCGAGGAAUUCUAAGAUGUGCAUUUCCGGCUUUUUGGUGACUCAAAUUGGACCCAACUUUAUUUAUACUAUAACAAUUAUUGUGACAUGAGGCUAAAUGUAUUUUGCAAUGACACUAAUGCAGGCCACAAUGAUGGAAAAAAAAUACAGAGGUGGAGGGAACCUUUGUCGCUUGAUAAUACAGUAUUGCAAUGUCUCUAAAGAUUUAUGUCAUAUUUAGCUGGCUUCUUUGAGCUGUUGAAUAUCUUUAGUCUGAAUUUGUUCCCCAUUCAGGAGUAGGCUACAGGUUAAACUUUAAAAAUGCAGUUGACUGAGGUGGUUGUAAAAAUUCAAUCUGGCUUUCCACUAAUUCACACUGGUCAGGUAAACAUUAUGUCACGUUUGUGUAAGACAGUUUUUUAUUUUUUUAUUAAAAAAGGUUACUGUUAACAGAACAUCAAAAACUUUU